GUAAACCUGUGCUUGACUUUCAAUCUUUUCACUUUUGUCGGUUCCCGCUCGUUCUACCAGGACAAUGCCCUCAACAACUACCACAUAAAUCUCCUCAUUGAUAGUCUGGUUGCCAAAUGGACGUCCCUCAGCCUCAUUCUUUUUGCCAGAAUUCAUGUUCGAACCUAUGUAUUUCAACGUCGGCGAUGAAAUAUUUAAUCCUGGCUGGCUAUGAAGAAGUCGCGCCGCGUGGUAUUGGUGAUUUUUGUAAUCAGCAGGGUGCAGAAGAGCCUGCUGUCGUGGAUAAAUGUUCUUGGUCAAGACUUUAUCCUGUUCGAGGUAAAAGUAUAUGGUAGUGCAAGAAAGAU
This is a messenger RNA of Exserohilum turcica Et28A, 347 nucleotides long. RefSeq lists its product as uncharacterized. NCBI's taxonomy places the organism in Eukaryota, Fungi, Ascomycota, Dothideomycetes, Pleosporales, Pleosporaceae. The transcript has 2 exons. The record is from RefSeq and is a predicted model, not a curated record. Bases 117 to 335 code for a protein of 72 amino acids.